GAUCCUUCGGCGGCGCUGCCGAACGAGAUGCGAGCGAUUCCGCGGAAGAACAGGAGCCCACUGGGCAAUGCCCCCCGCACCUCCGAGUUGGAGGCUGCGGCUGCCGCUCCGCAGCCCACUGAGCCUCCAGAUACUCGCGGACCGCGAUCUUCGCGGUCCUUUCAUGCGGGGAUCGGCCUCUGA
Molecule: messenger RNA, 183 nt
Organism: Symbiodinium sp. CCMP2456
Lineage: Eukaryota; Dinophyceae; Suessiales; Symbiodiniaceae
Source: the annotation of a GenBank genome assembly